AUGUUAAGUCAUUCCUUUGCCGCAUUCACUGUGAUCGGUGGUAUUGUUCAGAAUAUGGUGCUCUCCCCAUUUCUCCUUUUCCUUUCGUUCUUAUUGGCCCAGGUGUGUCCUUAAAUAAAAUUUUAUUUUAUGCUUUGAGAUGGUGGGGGCCAGUGAAGAGACUUGUGAGGCCAUGGAUCGGAUCAGUCAGCCAAUGUUUGCUAUUGCUGGGAUUACUCUUAUCACCGUUUUAACUAUCAGUCUACUCAUCGUGAGCAUCAUCAAGUUCAAAACUGUAAGAUUAAAAGAUAAUGAAAUUGGGCCUACGACUUUUCGGGUCAGCGACAUUUCGGGUCAACGAUAGUAUGGAUUGCAUGAUGGGGGGUAAGAAGGCUUAGUAAUUAGAAAUAAUAAGAUUGAUCGGGUCUAACAUAUUUUAACACCUAUUUAGAGGUAUUUUAGAUGUAGUCACGUCAAAAUUAACUGAAUAAAAGCUACGUAUUCUCGUUUUUUCCGCAAGUUUCAGUUUUUUAUACAUACGUUACAAUAACUCAGGUAAAGAAAACUAACGUUAGUAAAAGCUACAAUUAGAAAAAGUGGACAUAUUGAAAGUUUUCGCCAAGUCUCCGCCGAGCGUCCGCCGAACAUCCAACGGCUUUACCAGGAUUCGUAAGCCCUUCCGACAACCCUUUUUGAAUAUCCACCUGCCCUAAGCCCCGUAUCGAUCGAUUUUGUGUUGACCCGAAAAGUCGAGACGCGAAACAUUAUUAUAAAAACACAAGUAAAAAUGCACUAGUGUUCUUUACCACUUAAUUUUUAAAACGAAUUGUAAAUUUUAGGAACAAAAAAGUAAUAAACCGCUGUCAAUACAGUAUAUGUAUUAUACUUUAGGACAAGGUAAUCGAAGUGGAAGCUCGCCUUUUCUCGGUUAUGGAUUCAGUUCUCCAACAUACGAUUCCGAUCCUUCUGACAGAAGAAAUGUUAUUCAGAAGUCACGCCACCCAACUCCAACAGAAUGCCUACCACGAAUCCUUGAAAUAA
Molecule: messenger RNA, 1020 nt
Organism: Bursaphelenchus xylophilus (pine wood nematode)
Lineage: Eukaryota; Metazoa; Nematoda; Chromadorea; Rhabditida; Aphelenchoididae
Source: the annotation of a GenBank genome assembly